Molecule: messenger RNA, 762 nt
Organism: Notothenia coriiceps (black rockcod)
Lineage: Eukaryota; Metazoa; Chordata; Actinopteri; Perciformes; Nototheniidae
Product: protein unc-13 homolog D-like
Exons: 7
Coding region: 1-762 (253 amino acids)
Biological process (GO): secretion
Cellular component (GO): exocytic vesicle
Source: RefSeq, a predicted model, not a curated record
AUGGACCAGGUGGACGUGCCGGGAGAGCUCCAGCCCCUGCAGUCUGGAUCGGUUCCCGUUAAACACAGCUCCUCUGCCGUGGAUCUGGUGGCUUUAAUCCAGCCGAUCUGCCAGCUGUGGGAGAAACUGUCCUGGCCCGACCCCGAGGAGGCCUUCAUGCUCAUGGUCAAAAUCACUGAGGAUGUGUGUAAGAUCGUGGUGAAUUACUGCAACUUACUGAAGGAGAGAGUCAGGGAGCUGUCGGAGAACUCAGACCACGGCAGCGCCAUCAACAUGUUGUGUGUGGUGGUGAACGACCUUGAGCACCUACGCUCGGUUCUGACCCGUCUUCCCACGCAGCUGAACUGGGCCGGGCUUCGGGAUCGAACCCAGCAUGUGAUCGGAGAGAACCAGUUUCACAACACGCUGCCCGCCCAGCUGCAGCAAGCCAAGAGCAUCCUGGGGCGAGAGAUACGGUCCGCUUUAGACACUCUGGGGAAGCAGUUAAACACAGAUAUUGAGACGCAUGUCCGAAACAUGUCCACCAGGAAGAGGAUUCCCUCCAAGUCCACGGAGGAUGCUGCAGACCCUCUGAUGCGCUACCUGGAGCAGGAGCUGCAUUAUAUGAAUGAAAACCUGGUUCAAGAGAACUUCAACAGUCCGAACAGGACUGGGAUGGUCUACGAGGUACCUGCGACUCCUGCUGGUCUCCACUCGACUCCAGUGAAGGAGGAGUUUAGGACGGCUUUCCGUUUUGAGAAAGAAGCUAUUCCACAGGACUAG